GACACCGUCAUUGAGGAUGAAGUGGGUUAGGUUAGCCUGCCUCGCCUGCCCAUCCUAAAUCCAUGCUUUCACGCGCUCCACAGUAUGUAUUCGGACAGAGUCAGGUAGGAACUCAAAGAAGUUAGAUCGUCUGACUGUCUCACUGUCAGACAGCCCCAGAACCACUGAGCCCCACGGCCCCCACCCUCUGGCUGGCCUCUCGUUGGUGCAAUGUUUCUGGGGCCGCUAAUCCUAACUGCUUCCAGAACAAAGAGCAGGAUCUCGUAUAGAUUGCGAUUCCUUCCACAGGUUUAGCGGGCCAGUCAGUGGAUUCCCAGUCAGCCCCCUCCUGGCUUCGUCACCUCCUCCAAAGCUUAAUUUCUGAACUACUUGUAACUGGGAAUCCCCUUUCUCCACCAGCCAAGCAACUUCCCGAUGAUAACCCACCGCGUCGGCGUCGCGAAUUGCUUCUUUUCGCCCCCAUCAUGGCCCAACAAAAUGAGCUAGUCGCGAGCUCCUCUUGGCCGGCGCAGUUUCUCCACUAUGUCUCGCGACGCCGCCAGAGGUUCUACGGCGUCAUCGCCGUCGCGCUGGUGAUGCUCGCCGCCGCCACCUUCAUCUACGGGGGGUUCGCGACCGGCAUCGAUUUUGGUUCCUACGUGCCGCGCCCGAAAGCCGCCCUGCCACCGGCGCAUAACGACGGCGCGGCCGGCACAGUGGUCCCGACCGGGGCGCACGGCGGGGAUGCGGUCCAGACGCAGAUCCCCACGGCGCCGGUAACCCAGACGCAGACGCAGACGGGCGACGACGCCGGCCACCCGGCGCAGACACAGACGCAGACGCCGCCCGUGGCCGUCCAGCCCGGCAUCCCCGCCAAGAUCUGGCAGAUCCUGCUGCCCAAGAGCUCGAGCAAGUCCAAGGAGAGCUUCGUCGCGGACCCCCAGAUCCUCUCCGACACGCCGACCUGGCUGGCCAUGAACACCGACUACGUCUACACGCUAGUGGGCCAAAAGGGCGGCGACGAGUUCGUGCGCAAGCACUUCGGGACGGACCAGCGGAUCGUGGACGCGUACACGGGGAUGCCCAACGUGGGGAUGAAGUCGGACCUGCUGCGGUACCUGAUCCUGUCGGCCGAGGGCGGCGUGUACACCGACACCGACACGGUGGCGCUCCGCCCCAUCGACGAGUGGGUGCCCGAGGGGGUGCGCGACAAGGCCGCCGUGGUGGUGGGCAUCGAGUGGGACCGGCGGGACGGCCCCGGCUGGACCGACAUCUCGCACUGGGUGCAGUUCUGCCAGUGGACGAUUGCAGCCGCGCCGGGCCACCCGGUCUUCGGCAAGAUGGUGGAGCGCAUCCUGGCGUCGCUCGACGACCUGGCCGCCGCGCACGGCGUGCCCUUCGGCCAGCUCGCCAAGCUGGACAGCUUCGAGGUCAUGAACUCGACGGGCCCGGCCGCCUGGACCGACGUGGUCUUUGCCCAGCUGCAGGAGUACGACCCGUCGCUGACGGACACCAAGGAUCUGUCCUACAUGGACGAGCCGAAGCUGAUCGGCGACAUCCUCGUGCUGAGCAUCGACGGCUUCGGCAUGGGCCAGCCGCACUCCAAGAGCACCAACGAUGGGACCGUUCCCGAGGAUGCCUUGGUGAGGCACCUGUUCAAGGGCGCGUGGAGAGGCGACAAACGGAAACGCAGGAUAUAAACAUGUUUGGGUUGGAGAAGUUUAAUGAUAGACUUGUAUUAUUGACAUUUUAUUUCGGCAGCUGUGGGGCGCCGGGGGUGUUCGG
This is a messenger RNA of Chaetomium fimeti, 1764 nucleotides long. Its product is annotated as glycosyltransferase family 32 protein. Bases 465 to 1679 code for a protein of 404 amino acids. The transcript is spliced from 2 exons. Gene Ontology annotation, molecular function: alpha-1,6-mannosyltransferase activity. Lineage: Eukaryota; Fungi; Ascomycota; Sordariomycetes; Sordariales; Chaetomiaceae. Gene Ontology annotation, biological process: protein N-linked glycosylation. The record is from RefSeq and is a predicted model, not a curated record. Gene Ontology annotation, cellular component: mannan polymerase complex.